This is a messenger RNA of Capsicum annuum, 1520 nucleotides long. RefSeq names its product homeobox-leucine zipper protein ATHB-6. The record is from RefSeq and is a predicted model, not a curated record. Gene Ontology annotation, biological process: positive regulation of DNA-templated transcription. The coding region runs from base 549 to 1433 and encodes 294 amino acids. Gene Ontology annotation, molecular function: DNA-binding transcription factor activity, RNA polymerase II-specific; sequence-specific DNA binding. Gene Ontology annotation, cellular component: nucleus. NCBI's taxonomy places the organism in Eukaryota, Viridiplantae, Streptophyta, Magnoliopsida, Solanales, Solanaceae. The transcript has 3 exons.
UAUCAAUUUUUUUUCUUUUUUUGAAAAAAGUAGUUACUAAUUGUCAAAAUAUAAAUAGUCAUUUCACAUCAUUAAAAGAAGAUACAUAGCUGGGCAGCAAUAUAUAAAUUUACUGUUGGACCAUACCUUUGAAAGAGAAAAAAAAAACCAUAUAAACUCAUUUAUCUUUCUCUUAUACAGAGUCUUUCUCUUCUCUUUCUUAGCUUCUUCUUCUCUUCAUCUUCCUAUUUUUAUUUAAUAGAAUUGUUGAUUGGUUAAUGAUGAAAAGCAAAUCCCUUUAAUUUGUUGCCUUUUUAUUUGUAUUAAUUUCUUUUGUUGCUAUUAAGCUGCUCUUUUUUUCUUUCUUUUAUUCAUAUCCACUUCUUUCUUCUUGUUUUAGCUUAUUAUUUUGCUAUACUAAAACAGCACUACAAACAGGCCAUAACACUCAAAAAUAUUAUGGUGUUUUAGUAUUACUUCAAGAAUUUCAAUUUUUCUAAGUCCUAAGUGUCCAAUUCUGUCUUUUUGACAAACCAAAGAAUUUAAGGUGAAGAACUAAUCUUGUCAUCAUGAAGAGGUUCAGUUUCUCAGAUUCUUCUGGCAAAUUGCUUUAUCCAACAGAAGAGAAAAAUACAGAGAAUUUGGGAUAUAGCAAUGAGUUUCAAGCAAUGUUGGAUGGAUUAGAAGAUGAAGAUGGGAUAGAAGAGAGUGGAUGUGGAACAGGGAAGAAAAGGAGGCUAAGAGUUGAUCAAGUACAAGCACUGGAGAAAAUUUUUGAAGUUGAUAACAAACUUGAUCCUGAUAGAAAAGUGAAAAUUGCACAAGAAUUAGGACUUCAACCAAGACAAGUUGCAAUUUGGUUCCAAAAUCGUCGUGCUCGUUGGAAGACUAAGCAAUUAGAAAUAGAUUAUAACAUCCUCAAGGCUAAUUAUGAAGCUCUUCAACAUAAUUACUCCAAAGUUGAACAAGAAAAAGAAGGGUUGAUUACUGAGCUAAAAGGACUGAAAGAGAAGCUAGGAGAGGAAACAAUAUCCCCUGCAUUUCAAAGGCCACAAGAAUUAAUCCUCAAUAAGUUGAAGAAUUCAUCAGAUUUUGUGGACUCAAAGGAUGGUUCAUCAGAUAGUGAUUCAAGUGGAGUAAUGAAUGAAGAAAAUUACACCAAUACUACUACACUCAAUUAUCAGCAAUUAAUGCCAAAAGUGUCAUCUUACAAUAAUGCUUUGGAUCACUUAUCAUUGUCUUCGUCAACAUACACUCAGUUAUUGGAUCAUCCAAGGGCAAGUAAUUCUACAUCAUCAUCAAUGAGGGGUUACAAUAAUAAUAAUGAUCAUCAGCAACAAGGUGUUGGAAGAAUGGAGGAGCAAAAUGGUUUUACAACAGAGGAUUCUUGCAAUAUUUACUCUGUUGAUCAAGCACCAAAUCUUUAUUGGUACUUCAGUGACCAUAGAAAUUAGCUAUAAGUUAGUAAUUUUCCUCAAGUUUAAAUAACGUGUAGUUUUUAAGUAUUAUUGAACCAUCAAGAAGCUAUUUGUGUUUUUUUA